GCAAGCAACCAGGAAACGAAUGGCGGAAAUAUAGAUCCAGCUCACUGUUCCAGCUCACAAUUUUGGGACAUACCUGGGUUGUUUUCACUGGAAAGGAAAGCCCAGCCGAGUCGACGGCAGAUGUCUUCAUCCGAACACAGUGGACGGUGUUGAAGAAACGAUGUUGUCGCGCUGAAUCCGGCUGGCGGGAUCGGUAAAGUGAAUGGACGGAUGGGCAGCCAAUGAUCCAGCUGAGAGUGUCCUGUCACCGACAGCCUGCCACAUCAAAAACACCGACAUAUGGCCCUGCUGCUCAGCUAGCUGAAGGAGACGCAACGCCAGCAUCAUGUUUUUUAAAACGUCGUUCACCACCCUGAUUGUCGGGGUUUUUGUGGUCUACGUGCUCCACACCUGCUGGGUGAUGUACGGGAUCGUGUACACCAAACCCUGCGACAACCCCAAAGGUGACAACUGCAUCACACCCUUCCUGGCAGGGAACCCCAAACUACAGUUGAGCAUCUACACUGCCCUGCAGGCAAAUGCAGAAGGAGGCCAUACCCUGAUCCACAAAGAGGAGAACUUUGAUGUCAACAACAAGUUUGAGAGGAUAGUCAAUGUCUCCCUUCCUAAGAAAACCCGUAAUAAUGGAACCUUACAUGCACUAAUAUUUGUCCAUCAAGCCGGCGUCAGUCCGUGGCAGGAUCAACGACAGGUCCACUUGGUGGCUCAGCUCACCACAUACAUGGUCCCUAAACCGCCUGAAAUCUCUCUGAUAUCUGGAGAGGCUCAAACACAGGGUCAGAAAGAAGAAGCCCAGCAGCAGAAGAAGCAGCAUGAUGGUAAACCUGCAGCAGGCAGUGGAGCCAGAGGUGGAGCCGCUUCUACGUCAGAUCAUCCAGUCUCCCACUGGCGCUCCCGCCUAACGCUCAACAUCGUCAGCGACCACUUCCGGUUCGACAGAGAAUACCUCCCCAGUGAUGUCCACAGAUACCUCAGAGUAUUCCAGAAUGGGAAGAAGAUGGUGUAUCUACCUCUGCUGUUUGUCGACGAGCUCAGCAACCGGGUCAAGGACCUUGUGGAGAUCAACAGUACCUCCACGGAGCUCCCUCUGACUAUCUCCUACGACUCCAUCUCUCUGGGGAGGCUUCGAUUCUGGAUCCACAUGCAAGAUGCUGUUUACUCUCUGCAGCAGUUUGGUUUCACAGAAAAGGAUGCUGAUGAGAUUAAAGGGAUCUUUGUUGAUACCAACCUGUACUUCCUGGCUCUGACCUUCUUCGUAGCUGCCUUCCAUCUCCUCUUUGACUUCCUGGCCUUCAAAAAUGACAUCAGCUUCUGGAAGCAGAAGAAAAGCAUGGUGGGAAUGUCCAGCAAAGCAGUGCUGUGGCGAUGCUUCAGUACCAUCGUGAUUUUCCUAUAUCUGUUUGAUGAGCAGACGAGCCUGCUUGUCCUCAUACCUGCUGGGAUCGGCUCGAUCAUUGAAGUGUGGAAAGUGAAGAAGGCCUUUAAGAUUCAGGUUUUCUGGAAAGGAGGCAAACCAACAUUCCUUUUUGGAAAAUUAGAUGAAUCAGAGAGGAGAACAGAAGAAUAUGACACUCUGGCCAUGAAGUAUCUGUCGUACCUCCUCUACCCGCUGUGUAUUGGAGGAGCGGUGUACGCUCUGAUAUUCCUGCGAUAUAAGAGUUGGUACUCGUGGCUGAUCAACAGUUUGGUCAACGGUGUAUAUGCCUUUGGGUUCCUCUUUAUGCUUCCUCAGCUGUUUGUCAACUACAAGCUGAAAUCUGUGGCCCACCUGCCCUGGAAGGCCUUCAUGUAUAAGGCGUUCAAUACCUUCAUCGACGAUGUGUUUGCCUUCAUCAUCACCAUGCCAACGUCUCACAGACUGGCCUGCUUCCGAGACGAUGUGGUGUUUCUCAUUUACCUUUACCAGAGAUGGCUCUACCCAGUGGACAAAACGAGAGUAAACGAAUAUGGAGUUUGUUAUGAUGAAAAACCCAAAGGGAAGACUCACAGAGACUAGAAAGGACAGAUGGGCUUCCACGAUCUGGACUCUGUGGGUAUUGUCUUGUUUCCACUGGUAUCACCUGACCUGAGUUUGCCAGUCUUGUGGAAACAGUUUUUAUUUUGGGUCAGUUAGUUGUAAAUGGACCAGCUGCAUUAACCUUCUCCUGACUGUUUCACCUUGUCACCAAGUGUUGAAAGGGCAACAUCUGCUUAUCUGUCUUUUGCAGCCUGGAGAGGUAUUUGAUGUUUUGCUGUGUGUGAUGGGACACGAGGAUCAAUAAGCUACAUCUGUGACCCUUUUAAACUGACACAGCAACCAGGAAAAAUUGUGUGUGUGAUUAGUGUGAACACCUCCUCAUGGCCUGAGAAUAGAUCAGACGUUGCUCACUUCUGGUAUGACAGACUACACCGAUGACUACAGUAGCUUCACUAAAGUAGAUAUUGGUGGCAGCUUUUCUGCCAUAAAUUCUACUCUUCCUUUUUAAAAAAAACAAAACAAAACACCCAGUCAUGUUUGUUGGAACGAGUCCAUCCUUUAAUAUCACAGACUUUUGUUUUUAGUUUCUAACUUGGAUGUCUGCAAAUACUGACUUUGUUGUGACAAACUGCCGGAGUAAAAUGUGAUUUAUUACACUGGCAGGGAUUCACAGUUAAAGCUGAAGCCACCUCUUGAGAACCAUUGUAAAAGCUGUACUGUCUGGAUUUUAAUUGCCCUGUCAGAAACGCGUUUUUAUCAUUUUUAAAGGUUUUUACAUUUACAAAUUUCCUUUCACUGACAUUUUGAUAAGAGACUGGUUCAGUCUGCUUUGAGAAACUGAUGCAGUAUAUGUAGGCAUUGUAGAGCUGCUUUGCUCAUCUGAGGGGCUUUAUUCAUCGAGGCUACAUAAUCCAGCUGCUUGUUGUAAACCUGCCAGAUACCGCAACCAGGAUGACUACAAAGUUAGCUUUCAUGUAAACUCAAAAUGUGACAGCACGGCUACACAGAUCGCGUGUUUCGUCUAAAAUGGCAUUAUAUCUUUUCAAUUUGGGUUUACCUAACCUUGAACAAGGGACUUCAGCAAAAUGUGAAGCCUCCCUGCUUGUUCGCUUUUUCAAGUACUUCCAUAUUAUUCCAUAAGCACUAGGUUUGAUAUGUCAGAGCUGUCAAAAACAUCCAUUCGUAAUUAUAGCUUAGGUGCUGAAGUGAAAGCUAUUUACAAGUCAGAAACUGGUAAUCAAAGCAACUCAAUAUGACAUGAAAGCUGCAUUAGGCAAAGGUCGGCGGUACAGAAACAUGAGUGGACGUUUUAUAGCUCAGUUAAAUACACUUUUCCAGAAAUUAUAUGAAAUUAUGCUAAUUGCGUUUAAAGAUUUCUCACUAAAAGGGCUGUCAGAAAGUAUCAAUGUGUAGAUAUUUCAAAAUUUUAAUCUGAAAUUAUCGUGUUGUAAAAGUUGGCAUAUGUCAGGUCUGGGACAAACUCCAGAACGAUGCUGCUCGAAUACACUGUAUAUAACAUGCUUACAAACUAAUGCAGUUGCAACCAAGGCAAGGGGAACUUCAGACGUAACAGAGGAGUCAGACAUUAAAAACAUCACUUUAAAGAAUUUUACUGUUGAAGCAUGUAAUGGUACAAGGUUCUAAUUAGUUGCCACGGUGAUGGCAGCAUCAUUAGAGAAUCUUCGGCUGCAUUAGAGGCAGAGAAGGAAUGUGAAGAAUGUGAUUUUUUUUUUUUUUUUAAUUUUUUGGGCCACGGAGACGAUAUGAAUUGCCUGAACAUUCCAGGAUGUGUGAAGUUGAACUGUGUGUUUUUCCUGCUCCGUCUGAUGUUAAAUGAAACUGAUUUUAUUACACUGUAAGACAACUGGAUACAACUGUACUGUCUUUUCCAUCCAUUCUAGUUUUCUAGUUUUACCUGUCUGAGUAUUUCUUACAUAUCAGGGCCAAGAAAAAAUGUUAGUGCCAAAUGUGAGAAUGUUUGUAUGUUCACCAUAAAUGAUCCAUCUGAUGUUUUUAAAUAGACACUGACAUUGUGGGGGGAAUAGCAAUGCUAAGACAAGAGUAUUACUACAUCUGGAUUUACAACUUCACAUUUUGAUUUCUUUGCUAAUGUUAUGCAUUUUUAAAUUAGAAACACUCUACUUCAGUCUUCUUCAUGUUCAGGUAUCAGGAUAUAUUAGAUCUGUGUACAAAGAUACAGCGCAGGUUUUCUGUUCCUGAGUAAAUGAAGCCAGGAUAGAUUUGCCAGAAAUUUGCCUUGAAAUGGUUUUACUUGUUGUAAAGUUUGUGUUUUUGAUUGAGAUGAAAUAAAAAUGACUGACUUAACAUGUU
This is a messenger RNA of Stegastes partitus (bicolor damselfish), 4288 nucleotides long. It is a transcript of the gene clptm1l, whose product is annotated as CLPTM1 like. The coding region runs from base 326 to 1996 and encodes 556 amino acids. Gene Ontology annotation, cellular component: endomembrane system; membrane. The transcript has 18 exons. The record is from RefSeq and is a predicted model, not a curated record. Lineage: Eukaryota; Metazoa; Chordata; Actinopteri; Pomacentridae.